Nanorana parkeri is the source of this 1260-nucleotide messenger RNA. RefSeq names its product vomeronasal type-1 receptor 90-like. The record is from RefSeq and is a predicted model, not a curated record. Lineage: Eukaryota; Metazoa; Chordata; Amphibia; Anura; Dicroglossidae. The transcript is spliced from 4 exons. Gene Ontology annotation, molecular function: pheromone receptor activity. The coding region runs from base 1 to 1260 and encodes 419 amino acids. Gene Ontology annotation, cellular component: membrane. Gene Ontology annotation, biological process: G protein-coupled receptor signaling pathway.
AUGGAUGAUAUGCGCCAGGUGGGAGGAGCUGUGACAUCAUCGUGCUGGGCGGAGUGGCUGCCGGAGAUCCUGCUAGCUGUGUUCAUGCAGUUGCAAAGCAGACACCCUUGCAUCCACUCUCCUGGCCGGGAACUUAGCAGAGCUGUGCUCGACAGGCCACACCCCUACUCCUAUAGGGAAGCAGCAGAUUGUCUUGUCAGCGGCGGUGAACACAGAUCAGAGUCAACUUUAUAUGAAGCAGAGUUCCCCAACAGUAAAAGGUGUGCAGUCCACACCAAAAGGUUGAAGCAAACAAGAAUGGAUCUUGAGCUACGUUUAAUUUUCAAAGCAAUUGGCUUCUUCACCUUGAUUGCUGUUGGAGUUCCAAGCAAUGCAAUAAUUUUAGCAAUUUUUGUACACAUCAGAUUUAGAGAAAAGAAGCUUCUGCCUUCAAAUGCUAUUCUGACCAAGUUGGCUUUGGUGAAUUUGCUUGUUAUAUUUUCCAAAGGCUUUCCCCAAGCCAUUCAUGCCAUAGGAGUUCGGAAAAUUUUAAAUGACGCUGAAUGCAAAAUCAUUUCUUUCACAUAUAGGAUUUGUAGGGGAAUGACCAUAUGUGUUACUUGCUUGUUGAGCUGCAAUCAGUGUAUUAUAUUGGCCCCUCCCUCAAAGACAUGGCUUCUCUUAAAGCAGAAAAUUCCACCAAACAUACCCUGGAUUAUGGUAUUGCUCUGGUGCAUCAACUGUGCAAUUUAUCCAUCUUGUUUUCUCCAUGUUCUUGCCAUAGGCAAUUAUACCACAUCUAAAUAUACUCUUUACUUGGAAUUCUGCAACCAUGACUUUAGGAAUUUUGCUAUAUAUGUUGCCAAUGGUAUAGCCAUCGCACUGCGUGAUUUCUUCUUUGUAGGUACUAUGACAAUAGCGAGUUGCUACAUUGUGUUCAUGCUUCAUCGACAUGGGAAACAGGUUAAAGGUAUACGAAGUUCAGACAAAAAUCCUGGCAAAACUGCUGAAUACAAGGCCUCACAAGCAGUGGUGCUUCUCGUCACAAUUUAUGUAGCACUUUUUGGGAUAGACAGCUGCAUCUGGAUUUAUACUUUAACAGUAUCAAGUGUUUCUCCAGCUAUUUCAGAUGCUAGGGUGUUCUUUGGCACCCUGUAUGCUGCUCUCAGUCCUGUUGUAGUUCUAAAAACUAACAAGAAAUUAAAAACUAUGCUAAUGUGUAAUUCCAAUAAAAAUCUACUGUCCCUUAAUGAGUCAACAAACAAUGAUAACUCAGAUUAG